CGGAGUAUGUUGUGAUUAAAGUUUGUGAGGUGGAGAAUAUGGGGAAUCUUAUUUUAAGGCAUUGAGGGCUAUAAUUCAGCAUUUUAUUUGAUCAAAAUCAUAGUUAUACCCGCGAAUACACCGAUAUUUUCUUUUUGUAUAGAUAAGGUAAUUAUGUAAUUUGUAACCAGCGUGCUGUUGUCAUCAUCGACUCGACGGAAGAUUUCAGAAAAUAGGACUCGUAUGUAUGAGUGAUUACACUCGCAUUAAUGAUUUUGCCAAAUUGCACUAGACAUUUUCAUAAUUAUCGUCGCUGACAAAGUCGCUGACAUGGAUUGCGCGGCGCUGGAACAAGAUGCCAUAAAAUUUGCCAAGUCCGCUGUCUUCUACGAUCAAAAGGGAAAAUAUAAUGAAGCUGUGUUUUAUUAUAAGGAAGCGGCCCAAGCGCUGAUCUAUGCCGGCAUGGCGGGCUCUAAAUUGGAGAAUAUCCAGGACAAAGUCAAUGAGUAUCUGGACCGAGUUGAGGCCCUGCAUACUGUAGUGCAGGCACAGAGCAGCGACCCCCUGAAAUCCAAGCACCAGCUGGAUCUGGAGAGGGCCUAUUUCCUAGUGACCCAGGCCUUUGAAGAGGAUGAGAAAGGCAACGGUGAUGAGGCAGUGGAGCUGUACACACAAGCCGUGGAACUGUGCAUUCAGGCGUCUAAUGAGACGUCAGACCAAGGCCUACAGGGGAAACUGAAACAGCUGGCACGCCAAGCUCUGGACCGGGCUGAGGGGCUAAAGGCCUCCGUUUCUAAAAGCACCCCACGAGACAAAGCAGCACCCUCUGCACCCAAAGCCUCUAACCCAGUGAGGCAGUACCUGCCCCUGGGCCCAGAUUUCUCCCUGCAGGACCGGACGCAGCCUGUGAGGUCUGCCCAGUCCAGUGACCAUCAGGGUCAGCGAUACACAGCUGAGGAGAUCGAAGUUCUCAGGAGUACUUCCAAGAUAAAUGGGAUUGAAUAUGUGCCCUUCAUGAGUGUCGACCUCAAGGAACGUUUUGCAUUCCCGGUUCCAUUCACAGACAAGCGUGGCAACCUAGCCCUGUCCCCGAAGCAGAAAGCCAUCUUCUCACGUUGGGUUCGGCCUGAUGAUAUCUGCAACAACCCCACAAUGAUUUUCACUGUGUCCAGCUUCAGCAUCAAACAAACGGUUGUGUCAGACUGCUCAUUUGUGGCAUCUUUAGCCAUCAGUGCAGCAUACGAGAGACGGUACAACAAGAAAUUAAUAACUAGCAUCAUCUAUCGGCAGAACAGGAAAGGGGAGCCAGAAUACAACCCCUGUGGGAAGUACAUGGUCAAACUGCACAUUAACGGCGUCCCCAGGAAGGUGAUCAUUGAUGACUACUUACCGGUGGACCGCAAUGGAGAGCUGCUGUGCUCAUACUCCAGCAACCGGAACGAGCUGUGGGUGUCGCUGAUUGAGAAGGCCUACAUGAAGGUGAUGGGAGGGUAUGACUUCCCCGGCUCCAACUCGAACAUUGAUCUGCACGCUCUCACCGGCUGGAUUCCGGAGCGCAUUGCUAUGCACUCAGACAAUCAGGCCUUCAACAAGGACGACACCUUCCGAAUGCUCUAUCAGAGGUUUCACAAGGGCCAUGUCCUCAUCACCACGGCCACAGGAGUGAUGACGGAGGAGGAGGGAGAGCGGUGGGGCCUGGUGCCGACUCACGCCUACGCCGUGCUGGACAUCCGGGAGUACAAGGGGAAACGCUUCCUCCAACUGAAAAACCCCUGGAGCCACCUGAGGUGGAAGGGGCGCUUCAGUGAGCGGGAUGAGAAGAGCUGGACCCCCGAGCUGCUCAAAUACCUCAACUUUGACCCCAAAACUGCACAGAAGUUUGACAACGGCGUAUUCUGGAUCACCUGGGAGGACCUUUGUCAGUACUAUGAUGUAAUCUACCUGAGUUGGAGCCCUGCCCUGUUCAAGGAGUCUUCCUGCAUCCACAGCAGCUGGGAUGGAAAGCAGGGACCGGUGAAAGAUGCCUACAGCCUAGCCAACAACCCUCAAUACAGACUGGAGGUGCAGUGUCCACAGGGGGGCGCUGCAGUCUGGGUGCUCCUCACUCGGCACAUCACAGACAAGGAUGACUUUGCUCAAAAUCGGGAAUUUAUCACCUUAGUUGUGUACAAAACCGAUGGGAAGAAGGUUUACUAUCCAACUGACCCUCCUCCCUAUAUUGACGGGAUUCGGAUCAAUAGUCCGCACUACCUGACUAAAAUGACGCUGACCAGUGGAGGGACCCACACCUUCACCCUGGUGGUUUCUCAGUAUGAGAAACAGAACACGAUCAACUACACGCUGAGGGUGUAUUCUGGAUGCAAGUUUAAUUUCUCCAAGAUCCCAACACCCUUCACUCAUUCCAAGAGGGUAAAUGGGCAAUGGAAAGGAGCUAGUGCUGGAGGGUGUGGGAACUAUAAAGAGUCUUACAAACACAACCCCAUCUACCAGUUCAACUUGGAGAAAGCAGGGCCUCUGCUGAUUGAGCUGAGGGGGUCCAGGCAGUACAGUGUUGGGUUUGAGGUCCUGACCGUGUCCACUGUGGGAGACCCAGGACCUGCUGGCUUCCAGAGGAAAAGCAGUGGAGAUUAUCGGUGCGGUUUCUGCUACAUGGAGGCUGACCAUGUUCCGCCAGGCAUUUACAACGUCAUUCCUACCACGUUCCUGCCCAAGCAGGAGGGCCCCUUCUUUUUAGACUUCAGCAGCUCCUCCCCCCUCCGAGUGUCCCAGCUCCAGUGAGGGGUGAGGGGUGCCCAUGUCCUCCAGAUGGCCCAGCUGGCCGAGGUGGUACCCAGUACCCACAGGCCAAUCGAUGGCCUCCUCUCGGCAGCCUGCGCAGGACACACUUUCCUGGUGUGGUAAAGCCCAGCAUAUCACCGGACAGAGCUGCGGACAUGUUAUUAAACCAAAAAAAACACAAAAACACAAAUUCAGGAUAAUGGAACAAUCAUUGCCGCUGUUGGAGGGAGAGAACAACCAUCUGAUUUGCCAUAUAUGGUAUGAUUAUACCCCAUUUCAUUAUUUGCUAUUUUCAGUGAUUUUACUUGCUACACUGUCAACCAUGCUUUCUGGCUUCAAUCAAAUUCAUUUAAUAAUGUUCAAUCACAUUUAGUCUCAUAUUCCAGAGGCCUACCAGUCCUUACCAGAGGCCACCACAGUGUGAGGAUAAAUUGAGUCCACUGUAACAAAUGAAGCGAUAUAAAGAAAGCAUUCAAAACUGGCAGUGCUAGCUUUUCUCAGGAGACCGAAACAAACACAGGGAGCUGUUUCUUGGAGACAAAGUCCUUCUUGCUCCAUGGCUUAAAUACUGCACUUCUUUUCCAGAUGUGAAAAUACAUGUAUACGUGUUAUUCUUUGGUGUGGGCUGAUUUUUUUAAGGGCUUUUCACUGUUAUGUGCUGCACAAGUGACAAAUGUUCUCUAAGCAAUCAUAGGUCCCUCUGUCUCAGUAAGGCAUUGGGGGGCUGUGGUGAUGCCAGGAUAAACAAUGACCUGCUCAAGGGGAGAGUGAGAGAGAAAAUUUGGUCAGUUUUCAUUUGAGAACUAUGUGCAUCUACGUACAUUACUCUGUGAAACUGCUUAUAGGGCAUGGGUUCAGGUUGUGCAUGCUGUCUGUUACUCAUUAUAGUCAAGUAAUUUGAAUCGGACAUCCUUCUUUGAGUAUUUGUCUUCUGCCAAACCCUGCAUUACAGUUUCUACAGUUUUCUCUGAUUUCGGCUAAUUUCAGCUGUAUUCAUUUUACUGAUCUAAAAUCAUGACUCUCAUCUUAUUGUGUUUUGAUAGGAAUCUAUCACCGUUGUUUUCAUUUCAGGGGUAAACAAUACGCGGUCGAAUGUCUCUAAAUGCAGUGGGACAUUAGGGCUUUAAUGCAGUUCUGUAAUGAGUUGUAGUCGACUGCUUGAGCACCAUCCAUCAAGUACAGUGGAAUGUCAGAGACAUGAAGAGAGAAUUUAAUUUCUGGGUUAGGAUGGUUCUGGUUAAAAAAAUGUUUUUAAAAUGGGGGUAAUUUUGUUAAAUGGGUAAUAAACUUUUGCCCUACUUCAGUGAUGCUAAAAAUGUUGAACAGACCGUGAAAAGCAAGAUUGGGCACCAAUACUGCCGUGUUGACUUGCCCUAGUUUCACUGUUUGAAAACAGCUGAAAUCAGCAAAACAUUAGAGUAAUUAAAGUCAUGGGAUAAAGCAAAAACAAAGAUAGCUAAAGUUAAGAGUGGGAGAGGAAAACCGUUCCCCUGGGUGGGAUUUCUCAUUGGAGAGAUGGCAAUUCUGAGUCUGCCCACACACUCCAUAGGCUCCUGUGGACUGGAGACUAGACCUGUUAUUGGUCCUGAGAGGAUGGGUGGGUGGAGCUCAACCCUUUUUUCUGGUCAUCUGCUAAUGUCCGCUCCUCAGGCAGACACUGGGAGGAAGGAACCGGGGGCUGCUAGGAGGAUGGGGUGCGGAUAAGCAGCACUUUGUGGUGAGAAAUGCCAGGUGUUGUGUGCUAAUUACAGAAAUGCAGCCCUUUGUUCACUUUAUAAAAAAAGUAGCCCAGUGAAACUGAGGUGAGUAAGAAGCCAUGGAAUGGAGAAAGUGCUGCACUUCACCUGUGGGAAAGAGUGAGACAUAUUUCCUGACUGCUGCUUUUUCUCCAACACCGAUUGCGUGUCCAUUGGCCAAGCGUAAGGGAAUGUGACAUUUGUGUAACUGACCGCUGGGCUGGCACUGCUUUUUUCAGAAGGUAUUGACCUACAUUGCAUUUACCUUCACCAGCAACGUCAGCUGCUGAAGCUUUUCAGUUGUGUUUUUCACUAGGUUUUUCACCAUGUGCAUGCAUACAUGUACAGCACUGGAGCAUGGCGAGUGAUAAGAUUUACAAUAUUAUUUGUUUAUAUAGAUGGUGAAUGUUGAAAAGGAAGAGCAGCUCAGAUGAACUGGUCCCAAAACGUCUCAUCCUUGUGCUGUGGUGUAACUUACCUUCAGCUUUAGUAAAUACAACACAAUGAGAUAUACUCAAUAUGUCCAUCCAAGGGCAUUCUGAUAUUAAUACUGCACCAUGCAGCCAAACAAUUUUGUACUUUCAUUUUCAAGCAGACUUUCUUUGUGUAGGCAUCAACUAUUUAAUUAAUUAUAAGGAAAUAAGAAUUGAAAAGCAAGGUGUGGGGAAAAUAAUAUAUGUAUGUAAUUUCUGGUUGAUACAUGACUACUAUCAUGUACGCAUGCUUUGUUUUAUUUAAAUGCCAUGAAAUUGCACUACAUUCAUGUAAAGAUAUAGAAUUUGCAAUGUUGUUUAUGUGUUUACUCUAUCAUUACAAAAAUUUGGGGAAAUUGGAGAAAUAUGAAUGUAUUUGAUCUGUGUUUUGUCUUAGAUUUUUAAAUUGGCUCAAAUAAUGGUCACAUAUUGAACAUCCAACAAACAGGGUAAUUAUGAAUAGGAUUGAAUUAAUAAACCGCAAAGAGAAAAUACAAUUAUUAAGUGCGGGAGGUUAAUGAGUCUUCUGGGUUUUUAAUCCCAUUUAUUUACACAUCCCAGGCCAUUUCGCCUAUGCCUGAAACUUAACUGUGCAAGUCAGACUAUCCUGAACACACCUGGAAAUACCCAGUCACAACUCAUUUUUUCUUCAUGUGAAAACUGCAAUAAAAUCUCAUUUCUGAUCUAA
Conger conger (European conger) is the source of this 5654-nucleotide messenger RNA. It is a transcript of the gene capn7, whose product is annotated as calpain 7. The transcript has 21 exons. The record is from RefSeq and is a predicted model, not a curated record. Gene Ontology annotation, molecular function: calcium-dependent cysteine-type endopeptidase activity. NCBI's taxonomy places the organism in Eukaryota, Metazoa, Chordata, Actinopteri, Anguilliformes, Congridae. Gene Ontology annotation, biological process: proteolysis. The coding region runs from base 310 to 2757 and encodes 815 amino acids.